CGACACUCUCGUCUUUGCAUAUCACAUCAAGAGAAGAAAUCAUCGUCCGCUUGCCACGUCUCAUUUACAAACAUGGCCCAAGCUAGCUGGCAGUCGUUUCCCUCCGACGUCCCCAAGCCCCAGGACGACGGAGCCUGCAACCACCUCCAAGGAACCACAUUGCCGUCCGUUUCCCUCCCGUCGACGUCCGGCAGCCCCGUCGACCUGUCCAAGCUUUCCGGCCUCACCAUCCUGUUCUGCUACCCCCGCACCGCAGGCCCCAACGAAACCGUCCCGGACUCCUGGAACCAGAUCCCCGGCGCGCGAGGCUGCACGCCGCAAGCGUGCUCCUUCCGCGACGCCUCCAGCGACUUUGCCGAGCACGGCGUCGCUCGCAUCUUCGGCUGCAGUACGCAAGACACGGCGUACCAGCAGGAACUGCGGGAGCGCACGCAUCUGCCUUAUCACAUUCUGAGCGAUGAGAAGCUGGACCUCGUGUCGGCGCUCAAGCUGCCGACGUUCGAGUUCAAUGGCGCCGCGUUGAUCAAGCGCAUGUCGAUGGCAAUUCAGGAUGGGAAGAUUGUGAGGGUGUGGUAUCCCGUGUUCCCGCCUGGCGAGAGUGCUGGGGAGGUAUUGAAGUGGUUGAAGUCGAGGGAGAAUUGAUCGCCACACAGAUAGCAGGCAUCAAAUUCGAGGACCUGAAAACGAAGGCGGUAGAUACAGUCUGUGCGAUUUACACUCACGCGUCACAACUUGCCAUGCAUACCUCAGAAGAAAAAAUGA
Neohortaea acidophila is the source of this 762-nucleotide messenger RNA. RefSeq names its product thioredoxin-like protein. Lineage: Eukaryota; Fungi; Ascomycota; Dothideomycetes; Mycosphaerellales; Teratosphaeriaceae. Gene Ontology annotation, cellular component: cytoplasm. Gene Ontology annotation, biological process: cellular response to oxidative stress; cell redox homeostasis. The transcript is spliced from 2 exons. Gene Ontology annotation, molecular function: thioredoxin peroxidase activity. The coding region runs from base 73 to 642 and encodes 189 amino acids. The record is from RefSeq and is a predicted model, not a curated record.